Racocetra persica is the source of this 156-nucleotide messenger RNA. The record is from the annotation of a GenBank genome assembly. Lineage: Eukaryota; Fungi; Glomeromycota; Glomeromycetes; Diversisporales; Gigasporaceae.
GUCGUUGGCGGGUUUCGAAUUUUCAGAAAACCGACUCCAGAAGACUAUAUAAAACUACGCAAAUCAAUCGAAUCCGUUAAUAAAAAUCUAAGAAUCACCGAUUUUUUCACAAGAAAAGAUGACAAUAAUGACAAUAAUGACAUGACCUUGAUCUAA